AUGAGUUACAACCAAGGCGGCCAGCAGGCGUACGGCUCCUACAAUCCCUACGGACAGAACGGGAACCCGUAUGGAGAUAGCGGCAACCCAUAUGCUCAGCAAGGCGGAAACCAAUAUCCCCAACAGGGUGGCUAUGGCCGGCCCCCAAUGCAACCACAAGGGAGCUCCAACUACCAGGACCCCGAGCAAGGGAACGCCGGUUAUGAAAUGUCCAACAUGAACGGCAACGAUCCUAAUCGUCUCCUCAACGAAUGUCGAAAUAUCGAUCGAACAAUUGAUGAGCUGGAAGAAAAGCUCGAGCGCCUCAAGCUCAUGCACCGUCGUGCGAUAGAUGACGCUGCGACCAACUCCAAUGUCCAGACGGAAGUCGAGAGCCAAUCGUCUGACAUUAUGAACACCUACCGGGCCAUAGUGGCUCGUGUCAAGAAGAUCAAGCAGGAUCCUGAAUCAGGCAAUCCUCGAAAUGCUCCUCAGGUGGGAAAGGUGGACCGCCGCAUCAAGACCAUGAUCAACCGGUUCCAGCAAGCCGACAGCGACCACCGCAAGAAGCUUAACGAACGCAGCGCUCGAGAAUACCGCAUCGUGCGACCAGAUGCCAGUGAUGCGGAGGUCCGAGAAGCAAUUGAGGAUUCAGGCAAUCAGGCAAUCUUCUCACAAGCACUCAUUAAUUCCGACCGCCGUGGUCAAGCCCAAAACAUUUCCAACAAUGUGCGCUCCCGUCACCAGGCUAUUCAGAAGAUCGAACAAGACAUGAUCAUGCUUGCGCAGCUGUACCAGGAUUUAGAAACCCAGGUUAUUCAGCAAGAGCCUGCUGUCCAGCAGAUCGAGCAACGAGGCGAGGAAGUCAACGAUCAUGUUGCCAAAGCCAACACCGAACUCGAUGGUGCCGUCACCAAAGCUCGUGCUGCCCGGAGAAAGAAGUGGUGGUGCUUGGGCAUCGUUGUUGUCAUUCUCAUCAUCAUUGCCAUUGUUUUGGGCAUUGCCAUUCCCAAGUUGUGA
Messenger RNA from Cyphellophora europaea CBS 101466, 999 nucleotides. RefSeq lists its product as uncharacterized. Lineage: Eukaryota; Fungi; Ascomycota; Eurotiomycetes; Chaetothyriales; Cyphellophoraceae. The record is from RefSeq and is a predicted model, not a curated record. Gene Ontology annotation, biological process: vesicle fusion; exocytosis; intracellular protein transport. The transcript is spliced from 5 exons. Bases 1 to 999 code for a protein of 332 amino acids. Gene Ontology annotation, cellular component: SNARE complex; plasma membrane; endomembrane system. Gene Ontology annotation, molecular function: SNAP receptor activity; SNARE binding.